AUGCUAACCACACCUCCCCACCUAACCACCCUCCGCCCCUCCCCCUCCACAGUCUCCUACACCGUCUCCACCGCCUCUCCGCGCCAGACCUUCCCAUCCCAAUUCCUCCACUACUUCCUCCUCCUCCAGCGGAUCCUGCUCGGGCUCGCAACACUCCUGGUCCUCUACGCCAAAACAUCCAACCCGCCGUCCCCCCCGCUCGCCCCGCUCUCGGAACACCUGGCUCGGUUUCCCUGGGUGCAAGUCGGGCCACUGGCGUUCACGAGUCUGUUCCUCGUGUUUCGGAGAUUCCACACGGAGUCCCUCCUGACGCUCCGCACCCUCGGCAUCCAAACGAGCACCCUCUCCUCCUCCUACCUCUUACCCAGCGAUACGCGAUUCAUACCGACGUCACAGAUCCGGGACAUCUUUAUACAUGAGGCGUUCAGGGGCUUCGAAGUGAGAUAUUACCUUGCGGUGGUGGUGGAGGGGGAGGGGGAGGUUGUGGUUGUGUUUCCGAAUCUACUGCCAGGCAGAGCGAUUGUGGAGGAGGUGUGGAGGGGGGCAAGGGAGUGCUUGUAUGAGCCGAAAGGAUGA
Molecule: messenger RNA, 576 nt
Organism: Letharia columbiana
Lineage: Eukaryota; Fungi; Ascomycota; Lecanoromycetes; Lecanorales; Parmeliaceae
Exons: 3
Coding region: 1-576 (191 amino acids)
Biological process (GO): GPI anchor biosynthetic process
Cellular component (GO): glycosylphosphatidylinositol-N-acetylglucosaminyltransferase (GPI-GnT) complex
Source: RefSeq, a predicted model, not a curated record